UAGGAGUUCAGCCAUAGCAAAGCAAACUGAGACAAGUACAGGAAAGGAAAAAAGUAAUAAAAAUCCCUUUCAGAUCUGAGCUCCACUACUAUCACAAGUCUGUCAUGUAACAGACUUUUUCAGCAGAGAAAGCAGUAUUUCAUCAAAAACUCAAAAAGAGGUUGUUCACAUUUCACAACUCUAAAUCAUGCUGGGAAAGAAGUUGGUGACUGCACAAAAGCGAGGGGAGACAAGAGCCCUCUGCCUGGGACUGGGAAUGGUUGCAUGCUCCAUGAUGAUGUACUUUUUUAUUGGGAUCACCAUUGUGCCAUUUUACACUAACAGUGUUUGGACAACAGAAACUGUGUGCAAGGUACUCAAAGCUAACAUCAAGGACAAAGUUUUCUGCCCAAACAGCGAAGGCUCAGAGGACGAGGAAAUCUUUCCUUAUCCCUGUCUACAGGUGUGGGUUAAUCUGACAGCCUCUGGACAGGAGGUUAUGCUCUACCAGACUGAAGAUACGUUGGAAAGAAAUCCUAAGUGUUCAUACGUCCCAGACAAGUUGGAGAACUCUAAAGAAGUUAAAGCCCAAAUAGAAACAAUUGCAAGCAAUUUCAAAAAAUACCAGACUUUCCCAUGUUACUAUGACCCAGGAGGAACACAGACCAACGUCAUUUUGAGUAGACUUUAUCCCUCAAAAGGCCUCCUCUUUGCUUUCCUCUGGCCUACACUUAUGUUUACUGGUGGAUGUCUGAUUAUUGUUCUGGUAAAAAUUAGUCAAUAUGUUUCUGUUCUUUCUGCUUGGCAGUAAAAAAUAUAUAUCUAGCACAGAUUGUUGCAAUUUUUGGAAGCUACUAAGAUGCAUUUGUUCUGCCUCUCUUAUUGGCAUUUUGUGACUCUUAAUAUACCAGGUGUCGAUUCAAAGGCAGGCAUUCCAAAAAAUUGAAUAGCAACAGAUGGAAGUCCAUUACACAAUGACAAAAUAUCCAACUGAUUCCUAGGAAUGCCUGGAAAUACCUCAUAAACACACAGACUUAGUUACUCUGUAUUGUUUCCUUGGGCGUUAGGACAUACAGCUGCUACAAAGCUACAAUUCACACUUACUACUAAACUAUUCUUCCACGUUUUAGAUGCAGUGCUAAUUUUCUGUCUGGUUGAGAUCAGUUGGUGCCAGAUCCAUAUACAUCAUCACUGGCAGACACACCCUUUAUACCCUUAUACACCAAUACAGUAUGUACUCAUGGCAUUACUCAUCUGCUGAGAAAAGCAGCUUUUUUACAGUACAAAAAAGGUACAUUUUUUAUCGUGAUCGCUCUGCUUUUGAGAAAGGAAAGGGAGAAAGCCCCUCAAAACAAAUAUACACAUACACAGACUUUACAAAAUUUGCACUCAAAUCAUCUGACACCAAUUGUAUAUGAAGAAAUAUAUGCAUAAAGUACAGAAUAUGGUAGAGAAGCCUAUACUAAAAGUAUGUUUUUCUAUUUAACUCAAAUCUUAACCUUGCCUUAUUUGAGACAAGUGUGCCACUCGAGGAAGGCUACCUGGCUGCCAUUUGCAUAGAUUAUAAAACUGAUACGAAAAGGAAGUUAUGAUAUAAAGAAUGUAGUGUCCUGGUUCUGGCCAAGAUAGGGUUAGUUUCUUCAGUAGCUAGGAGGGAGCCUGGCCAGGACCCAGAGGUUAUUCUGUAGCACCUCACCUCAUUUUCUGUGAAAGGGAUGCCUGCCAGCAGAGGGAAUGGUCAGGUAUUGUCGGGGGUGAGAACUCAGGUGCAAAUCAUUUCCUGUACACUCUUUCAUUAGUAUUGUUGCUGUUAUUGUUCGUUGUCUUUUCAUUGCUGUUUCCAGUAAAUUGUUCUUGUCUCAA
Messenger RNA from Prinia subflava (tawny-flanked prinia), 1842 nucleotides. RefSeq names its product potassium calcium-activated channel subfamily M regulatory beta subunit 1 (gene KCNMB1). Lineage: Eukaryota; Metazoa; Chordata; Aves; Passeriformes; Cisticolidae. Gene Ontology annotation, cellular component: voltage-gated potassium channel complex; membrane. The transcript has 4 exons. The record is from RefSeq and is a predicted model, not a curated record. Gene Ontology annotation, biological process: detection of calcium ion; potassium ion transport. Bases 188 to 790 code for a protein of 200 amino acids. Gene Ontology annotation, molecular function: calcium-activated potassium channel activity; potassium channel regulator activity.